AUGGAGCGGCCGAUCCACCGAGUGAAGGUGUUGGCUCAUCAUGCUGCUCCACUUCUGCAGCCCCGAGCCUGCGGAGACACAGACGAUGACGUCAACCUAGACAGCCUUGCGUACGGUUUCAUGGCUUCGCAGGCUCUCUUUGCUGGGCUGGAGCUGGGUGUUUUCGAUCGACUUGCAACGGGUCCAAGAAGUGUGACAGAGUUGGCAACGGAGUGUGGCGUACCCCGAAAUCGCUUGCAGACCUUGCUCACCGCGCUUGUGGCCUCAAAAUGCUUGCGCCUGGAUUCGUCGCGGCGCUACAGCAACUCACCCAAUGUGCAGAAAUUCAUGGUGUCAUCCUCGAAAGCUUAUUAUGGAGAUUAUUUUAAACAUCAGGUUGGCAGUUUAUUUUACGCACGAAUGGGACAGCUUGCAAAAGUGUUGAAAGGUGAAGAGGUGCUCAAUUAUUCACAAUGGUUCUCUGAUCCCGCAGUGGCUUCCCUAUACACAUCUGCUCAGCACAACGGAAGUUUGGCCACAGCCAAGUCGCUCUUCAGGAAGGUUUCGCUUGCAGGAGUUGGCAGUAUGCUUGAUGUGGGUGGAGGCAGCGGAGCUUUCUCUUUGCAAGCUGUGCGCGCCAACCCAGAUCUGACAGCCACUGUGCUCGAACUUCCAGAAGUCUGCCAGGUGGGCAGGAACUUGAUGGAUCAGCAAGCGCUGCCUCAAGAAAGAACAAGGAUCAUGUUUAAGGAGCUGGAUGCAACUUCACCAAGGUGGCCUAUUGAAGCAGGGUCGCAGGACAUGGUGCUGAUGUCUUACCUCUGUGGUUCUGUUCCAGAGGACAUACUCGUGCAGCUCAUUGCAAACUCAUCAACAGCGCUUCGCUUCGGUGGCCACCUGAUUGUGCAUGAUUUUAUGGUGGACGAUGCCAGGGAUGGUCCUGCUCUGGGAGCAUACUGGGCACUACAGCAUGUCACAGUCAAUCCCAGUGGCCUAGGGCUCGCGCCCAGUGACAUCGUGUCGCGAAUGAAGGCUGCGGGUUUUCGAGACAUAGAAGUCUUCGAAAUGAUUGCCGGCAUGACAAAGGUCAGCAUGGGCAACUCGGACAGCAGUUCUUCCAGGAGAAUGAAUGAGCAGACUCAGAAGUGCACGUGUGACGAUGGAUGGCGAACAGCUGGUCUUACAGACACUGUACAUUUCCUACAAGGCCAUAAAGAGGGUGCGCUGGGCGCUCUGUUGGAUUUUCUGUGGGGUGGAAAGUUGUCGUGCCUCAACAGGUCUGUUGAGUCCAUGAGAGCGCAUCUACGGCCCAGCUUGUGGAACGGCAUGCGGCGCUGCAUGGGUGUGCCACAUCUGUGUCGUGGAGACUGUGUGAUUUCUUCCCAGUACGACAAAGAUGCAUUCUUGGACGAUCUGGCUUGGAGCAUUUUCGCCAUGGAGCUCAUGGUUUGGACCUACGCGUUUUGUGGCGUCACUUACCUGAUGGUGAUGUUCAUGUGGUCCAUUGUGCUUUGGCUUGCUGUCAUGCUUAUUCUGGUGGCCGGCACGCUCGUCACUGUUGGCGCCUGCUGUGCGGAACUUUGUGCAGGCUGCGCUUCAGGCUGUGGAGGUGAGUGUGCUGGAGGUUGUGAUAGCUGCUGCUGCGACUGCUGCAUGUUGUCAACGUAUCAGCAUGGCCCAGUCGAGGCUGACGCGUUUUAUUUUGCUGGCACCUUCCCAAGCGACCACUACUGGGCCACCGGCAUCUUUGUUUGCUCUGGCGCAGACUGCGACUGCUGCUGCUGCUGCAACUGCAGAACUGUGUGCUUCCCACUGGCUUGGUUGUUCUACGUCUUCCCGGUGCUGCCGGAAAAUGCCUGGGGUGGCUUCUUUGGGUAUCUGUGCAUGGGGACGCACCAGCACACACCAGUUGAGCGUAUGUACUCUGGCGGGAAUCGCUUCAUCGAGUUCAUGCGGAUGGGCUGGCGACGAAAUGCAGAUCUGCACAAUGACGAGGAUUGGCGUGCACGAGUGUAUGACUUCCUUGCGGGGGAAGAGUCGCCAGCAAUAGUGGACGCAACUGUGCCGCGCAGAAAUGCGGCCCACCUUGAUCAAGAUGAUCCGCAGGUCCGGCUUCUCAACGAGUUCCUGGAAGACGGCAAGCAGGUUCUUCAAGUUGGUUUGGCGAGGGCCAUUCUGUUGGGAAGGCCCUUUGAAAAGAUACGGGAUCGCUGCGUCCUGUCCUCGUACGAAGACUAUGCGGAGAACUGCUGCUGGAUUUGCCGUGAAGAUCGUGAGGAAUGGGAUCUAUGGCUAUCCUGCCGCCACAUCUUCUGCUCCAGCUGUUCCAGUCAGAUGCUGGUACGACGAAUGCCUUGCCCACUCUGUCGCACAGCUUCCUCGACGGUUCUGCGAGGCAACUUGCAAUUUUCAGCAGGUUGUUGGCAACAUCUGGAUACUAGCAAGUUGAACAUUCGAAAAAGGCUUGAAGCUGCCAAGAUGCACCGUGCUGCCACUAGCGGCAGCUCGGGCAAAUGUGGAGGUGCGCGUGUGAAAGUGUCGGACAAUGUCGGACAUGUGUGCCGUGAGUGCUUCGGUGUUUGCAUAUUUGAGGCUGAAGGCGAGUCAUGCAUGGAGUCAUAG
Symbiodinium pilosum is the source of this 2601-nucleotide messenger RNA. The record is from the annotation of a GenBank genome assembly. Lineage: Eukaryota; Dinophyceae; Suessiales; Symbiodiniaceae.